Darwinula stevensoni is the source of this 895-nucleotide messenger RNA. Lineage: Eukaryota; Metazoa; Arthropoda; Ostracoda; Podocopida; Darwinulidae. The record is from the annotation of a GenBank genome assembly.
AUGCAGGAUGAUCCAAGGGUAUUAAUCCCUGAUCUCCUUCGUCAGUUCUACCAAAAUGGAUGGGCAACUGGAUCAGGAGGAGGAUUGAGCAUCCGUCAGGGAGACAGGAUCUACAUGGCACCUUCUGGUGUUCAGAAGGAAUUAGUGACAGCUGAUGAUCUCUUUGUCAAUGACUUGAAUGGGAAGGAUCUUCAUGUCCCUUCGCCUGAGAGGAAGCUCAAAAAGAGUCAAUGCUAUCCGCUCUUCAUGGCUGCUUAUCGAUUGAGGGAUGCAGGAGCUGUGAUUCACAGUCAUUCCAAGUGGGCUAACCUGGUCACUCUCUUCUUUCCUGCGAAGGAAUUUAAGAUUUCCCAUCAGGAAAUGCUCAAGGGGAUUUUAAAUCCAAAACUGGGGAGAAACUAUCAGUUCCAUGAGAUUCUGGUCGUCCCAGUCGUGGAAAACACGCCAGAAGAAUAUGAUCUCAAGGACCACAUAGAGGAGGCCAUGGUGCGAUACCCUGAAACUAAUGCCAUCCUUGUGCGAAGGCAUGGAUUCUAUGUGUGGGGUCCAACUUGGCAGAAGACCAAGACCAUGUGUGAAUGUUAUGACUACUUAUUCGAGUUGGCAUGCCACAUGAAGCAGCAUGGAAUGGACCCUUGUUUGACACCAGAGGAGUAUGAACUGAAGUUCCAGGCUGUGCAUAACCAGAAAACUGCCCUACAGUGACAAAUUUCAUCCUGGAAUGGUCAAAAGGAAUCUCAUUAUUCAUUGUGUGUUCAUGCUUAGUCAUUAGUAAUCCAUAUGGUAGCAACUACUAGGGGAGAUUGAAGUAAUAAGAGAGGAAAAAAUAGUUGCACUUUGACCUGUUUUUUACUAGAACAUGUCGUUUGAAACAUGAGUGUUGUUACAGUUUUUA